Penicillium macrosclerotiorum is the source of this 585-nucleotide messenger RNA. RefSeq lists its product as uncharacterized. Lineage: Eukaryota; Fungi; Ascomycota; Eurotiomycetes; Eurotiales; Aspergillaceae. Bases 1 to 585 code for a protein of 194 amino acids. The record is from RefSeq and is a predicted model, not a curated record. The transcript has 2 exons.
AUGCACGUUGACUCGAUCAAGCCAAGGACCGACUGGAAAGGGACGACGUUCGCUCGAUUCGAGAUGGGAAGGACCGAGUUCGACUGGGUAGGUGGCCGGGUGCUGGAAGGCUGCACCGACUGCCGAUCGCCGAAGAACCGACAAACGGUGACAGAACCCGUGGAGGGGCGCCUGUGGCGGGCGCGCGGGACGGUAUGGACGGCGUUCGAACCGUCCGCAAACCCACUCUUCCUGGCGGAUGCGGUGGAUGAUCUCCGUCUCCCGACCACUUUUCAUCAUCGUCCUGCCAUUCUCUGCUGGACAUCGGGACGAGACCAGACAUCUCAGGCUGCCCAAAAGUCCCGUGUGGGCCUCUGGCACUCAUUCGAAUCAAUUCGCGACCAUGCGAGGGCCACGAUAAGGGAAUCAGGGAUCUACGACACCCCGCCAGGGCUCCUACGUGACUGGCCAAACCUGCUAGGCAUGCUAAACAGUGCGUGGGCGGCUUUAGCGGCUAUCAAAGCUGCUAUCUCUGACUCGCGCGGGCACGGUGAAACUCUGACCUGGAAAGAUAUCAAAUGGCGUGUUCUUCCCCGCCACAUAUAG